CCGUCAGUUGGUGCCCGGUCGCCGCGCUGCGCGUUUGCCCCGGCCCGUACGUUCGAAACAUAGUACACAUAUUGAAUUUCACGCGAAAAUUUGAUAUCGUAGUCUAUCUUGUGUUUCCAAGUGUUUGAAAAGUUCGUGCGUUUACGGUAAAGCUCGCUUUACUUCUGUGCUUGAAAUAUUUAUUUACCGCUGUUGUGUUUUUGUUUGAGUGUUUUUAGUUUCGACGUUAUGUUUUGGUAGAAUACAAAAAUGUAGAUGUGAAAAAAAGUUUUACCUACAGUUGGGACGAUGUCAGUUGACCAGGCAUCCCCUCUUGUGCCCAUCAAGCCACAAGUGUCUCUGCAGAACAGUGCGCUGAUUAAAAACAGCCAUAAUAGGAGCAGUUUCUGUGGAGCGAUUCCGUCGCCGACAAACGGCAAUGGGACGUUCAAAACUUUCGCCGUGAACCGUAAGAGUUGGAGCGGGAACGUGACGAUUCCACUCCAACAGUUCAGCCCCGACACCCAAACCCCCCAGCUCGGGACCUUCCGCUCCGGCACCGGGACGUUCCCGAGGAACAGGGAGCGGAACAAUAACGGCUCCAACGGAAUAUUAACACCUAACGGGAACUCGGUGCAGGCGUUUAGAGGAAAUGAAGUGCGGAGGAGCGGAUGUACUAACGGCCGGCGCUACGCUGAGAUCGGAAACUGGAGUAAAAGAAAUGCGACGUUCCUCGAACCUCACCUGCAAGGCGUGAGGCGGCGGGACAGUAGAAGCUCAGACUCCGAGCACGAUGAGCGCUCCACGGAAGACGACGAGCGCUCCCUCAUCCGGAGCUCGCCCCGCACCCGGCUGCCCCCUCCCCCACCCCCGCCGCCCGAUGACGAGCCUCCCCCGCUGAAGCCCAGGGAAUUCUUCGAGAGACUCCAAAGCCAAGCGAUGCGGGAGGCGCAAGACCGCAAAAGGAGGGAUCUAUCACUGAAAGAGAGCCAAGUGUUCCGGCCGGUCGACGCUGAUGAUAGUCUUGGGGACAGCUUAAGUCAGAGCCGAGAAAGCCUCUCAUCCGAUGGCGAAGGUGUACGCGGCGACUGUUCAUCAGUGGAUUCAUCGUCCGGCUCAGAGGAGCAGCCUCCGUGUGACAUCGGCCUGCUAGAGCGACUGAUUAGAACACACCCCGUCUGGUUCCUUCCUGGCAUCCAGAGGGCCGGGGCAUUCCAUCUUCUACAGGGGAAAGAGGAAGGGAACUUUGUGGUUCGGCAGUCGAGUCAGCCCGACACGAUGGCGAUCAGUGUCCGGUUGCCGGCGGACAAGGGGCCGUAUAUCGAACACUACCUGAUACAGGCCUCGGGGGGCCGUAUAGGCCUCGAGACUUCGCAUAACCGAUUCGAUAAUAUACCGGAGUUGAUUGCGCAUUAUUCUCAGUGCUGUGAUGAAUUACCAGUCCAGCUUCAAUUACCACGUCCCCUCCGCGAAGCAAAGAGCAGACACCAGCUCAGCUCCCUGGCCUUGCUGGGCCAAGAGUUCUGGGGCUAUCCCAUGGCUAACCCAAAGAACAACCCGCAGAAUCUGCUCUCUCCCAGUCAGUCAAACGGCGUCGUGCCUAUGGCUGUGACGCCUUCUGACACGGGAUCUAGUCUAAGCAGUUUUAAUGCAAGUAUAGGAACAAACUCAAGAGAACAAAUACUCAGUCCAGAUAAAGACCAAAAUGUCGUGCUUAAGAUGUCAUCAAUAGAUGCAUCAGGUUCCCCUCCGAGUCAAAACCAGAACCUCAGCACUUUUAAGGGUAGACAGGCCCCUUCACCACCUGCGAAACCCAAUGGAGCGUUCAUUCGUGCUCCCAGGCCGACCCCACCUAAUACUUUAAGCCUCAUGUCUAGUACCGCUCAUAUAACACAACCUCAUACAUUCCCUACCACCACCACGCAACAUUCUCCCACGCAGUUAGGCAGUGCUAAGACCACUCCUCCACCGCCGCCUCCUCGAUGGGCUAAACCUCCUUUCCCAAAAUCCCUGUCACCCAAGAACGAGGUUUCCGCUUUCAACCCCAUUAACAAAGCAUCAAACGGAAACAUAACAGUCACGACAACAGUCACGUUUAGCGUCAAUAACACUCAGAUCCACAAUCACCAAAUAAAUGAAAGUAUUCGGAGUGAUCGCCUACAACUAACGCUUGCGUCUAACGCUAUCAACAAUAACAGUACGACGGAUGUGUUCACCAUCAUGGACGAUUCAAAAGCUUAUGACGAAUGCAACGAACAGAACUUGAUGCACCGCAUGUCGCCAGAGGGGGAGUGCAUCAGUACCAUGGCAGCUAAUUUGCACGGCAGUUUAAAACGACAAAUGAUUGAGCAGAACACUGAACCUGGAUCGCCGUUAGAACCGCAAUCUCAAACGAAUACUUCCGACUCCGCCGACCCGCUGGGCAAUAGUUUGACUAAAUCUAACAACAGUUUUUCACCUAAUCAGUUAGUUUCACCUAAUGGUACCAAUUCAGUUACCAGCGGUAUUUUCUCUCCUACAAGUCAAAUAAAUUCCCCAGUAUCCAACGAUACUAUUUCAUCCAAAAGUGGUGUGUUUUCUCCUUUAAGUCAAACGAAUAAAAGUGAGAUUUUCUCACCUGUUUCGAGAAGUUCUCCUUUAACGAAUAAGCAUGUGUUUUCCCCGACGUCAAAUCAGUCUAUGGUCUCACCUAUGAACGGGAAAGAGAGAGAUAAAGUGUUGUCCCCAAACUCUAAUACUACGUCGACUACGCCGUCUGGUCGAUCCAGGAGGAGUAAGCACUCCCUGCGAAAGGAAUCCAGGCAUUAUCAGGAAUCUGACAUCUUGGAAUCACCAGGCGUGUAUUAUCGAAGUUCGUUGAUGGAUAAAGUAUCUGAUUAUGAAGAUAUUUGGGGACCAGAAAGCAAUAAUUGUUCUUCUUUCAAACCUUUGAAAUCAGAGAGUGACAAUAACGUCCACAAUGGACUAAUGAAGAGUAAAAGACCUGAUCUCCUACCAGACACAUUACCAAAAUUGAACGCAGCAAAAAGUACACAAUCUAUUCUUGAAAAGGAGAAUAUACAUAUACUGAAUUCAAACGAAAACUUAAGUGAAAAACGAAAACUUUCUGAAACUUCACUUAAAAACAGUUUCAACGGUUCAAACGAGCUGAUUGCGACAACCAACAGCAAAGGAGAUAUAAUACCAAAGAGGCCAGAUAAACUUAGCAUUUCUAUGAACAUGAAUAAGAAAUUGACUGAAGAAAUCGAAGCCACAUUUAAAAAUUCUGAGAAUCAUAAUACUGAAAGCAUGGAAACGGUGAAAUUAGAAGAUGAUUGCGUUAAACAAAUGAAUGGCGGUGACUCUGAUAAAGAUAAUGCUGGGAGUCCAUUCUACGCAGAUCCUGUGGAUACUCUAAAAGAAGCAGCGUUACCACAGGUGCAACGUCGUAAACUCCUUCGAGUUGGCGUCAGUUUAUCGCAGAGGUACUCGGAGCCACCUCACAACCAUCCAUACUACCCGCUUCGUGAUAUGCAUAGCAUAGAGGAAUUAUCACCUUCAUCGCCAAACACUUCAACGUCGGUGGACAAUCUGGUAUCUCUCCGGAGUAAGCCGAAGAUCAAACCAGUACAGCCGCCGCGCGUCGCCAACAAACCACCUUCUGGCAAAACUGAUACGUGGACUGUAGACGCCAGCUGGGAAUUCAUUAACAAGAACGACGAAGGUUCGAACAGCGAAAGCGGAACGUUUCCAUCGCUGGCCGAGCAGGAGACGAGGUUGAGCGGAGUGGACGACGGGGCGCAGCAUUUGACGGUGCAUCAGGUUGUUGCUCAAAGGUUUCCCGAGCUUCACCUGAACUCAGAACCAGUGGCGCUACCCGAGGAGCGCCCUCCGCCGCGCGCCUCCUGCUAUGAUAAUGUACAUGAUCUCAGACCGUUAUCCGAACAGGCAAGCGAUGACGGCACAGUUUUUUCAGAGCCUUGGGAUAGCGCACAAUGGGAUGGACUUCUGCCCUGCCCCGGUCCUCAAUCCCUUGAUAUGGACGAGCCUUGCGAAUGGGAGUCCCCUAUCCCGAGACGAGCGCCUUUGGAGGCGACGCGGGCUAAGAGCUUUAGGGAUCGAUUAGAUCCCCUAUUAGCUGCGGGUCGCGUGCGCGCACUUCGAGGUGGUCGUUCAACGCGGGGCGCGGGCGCAGCGUUGCGCGCUUAUGCUCUUCAUCUCGCGCAGGACAAGAGCACGACUUUCGCGCAGAAUGUCGACAAUUUCAUCGCAUGCACUCUUGACUCUAAGGAGACUUGUCCGCAGGUGAUGAUGCGCAAUAUGAGGCAGUUUAUGUCUGGAAUGAAAAAUUAUCUUGUGAAGCAUGGAGAGCGAGAGUUCGAGAAAGAAGUUGAAAAAGAGAGGCUCAAGUUGAAAUCGACGGAGUUCCUGAACCUGGACGCCAUAUUAGAGGGUGUGAUGCACCGGCUGGUGGUGCGGCCGCUGCGCGCGCGCCUGUACACGCUGCUGGCGGCGUGGCACGCGGCCGACGUGCGCCGCCUGCACGCCGCCGUCGAGCGCGCGCAGCACGCCACGCCGCUGCAGCUGGGCGUAAAGGAAUCCACGAAAGUCCCGUCUUCAGCGGUCUUGGCAGUGAUUUCGAAGCACUUCCUCAAGAUGCAAGAGGCGGACUCUCCAUUGGACAAACUAGAAAACCUUCUCGCUGCGAUAUCUGUUAUGUUCAAUGCGCUGAAAAGUCAACCGUGGUCGGCCACCGCGCCCGGGCGACUGACCGGCGCAAAGACACUCAUGCACCCCUAUGGGAUACGGAUUCGUGGGGAGCGCGCGCUCGGGGCCGACGACCUCCUCCCGGUGUUGGCGUGGACGGUGGCUCGAUGCCGACUCGUCUGCGCCGAGCUAGAAGCUGAACUCAUGGCCGGACUCCUACCUGCUGCGCUGUUGGCCGGGGAGGGAGGAUACUACCUCACUGCGCUGUUUUCUGCCGUGGCAGUGCUGAAGAGAUUGGCACCGGAACCCGGUCCAGAUAGUGCAACACCGUGGCGGCGCGGGUCCGCGGAGAGCUCGGCGGGCGGGUGCUGCGUGGUGCGCGUGGCGCUGCCGGACGAGUGCCGCGGCUCCAUCCGCCGCGUGGCGCUCCCGUGCCGCCCCGGCGCGCGCGCCCGCGACCUGUGCCGCGCGCUGGCGCACGCCGCCGCCAUCACCAACCCGCAGGACUACGCGCUCUUCGCGCUGCACGACGAGCAGGAAACAAUGCUAAACGAGAACGACUGCCCCCAAGAAGUUAUGGCCGAGAAGAACGGGCAGAACUUUAUCCUGGCUUACAAGAGGAUAGACGCCAAAAUCGCGUGGCCACAGCAGGCGCUACUUUCCUACCCCUAAGCUGGUCGAAUAUGCUAACCCUGUCUGACCCAUUGUUUUUGGAUAAACUUCGACAAUGACAGAUAUAUGCGUUAACCUGUGUAACGUCGUAGUCAGUAAUUUUAAUCCAGAGUUUGUGUAAAUGAUUUUCUGAACAUUAACUUUUGCUGGUGCAUGCGAGUGAAGUAAGUCAUAGUGUUGCCACCUUUAAAUUGCGUUUUCUAUCACUAUCCCUCAAAUCCAUGAUCCAUACAGCUGGAGUUACCAUAUUCGAAUUCAAUGCUACCAACACUAGGUACCUAUAAUUUCUGAAAACCCUAUGCAUUUACUCUGGUCUAAACUCUUGGAUGAAAGACAAAUAAAUAAUCUCUUAAUCGAGGAAAAGGAUCUUAAGGACUAAAAUGUGCAAUAGAUAAGUGAAAUAGAACCCCGAAACUCUCAGUACCAAUAAGUAUGUCGUGUUUACAGGAUACUCAUUCAUAGCAUAACAAAUAAUCUAUAUUUAUAACAUCUUAGCGAUAAAAUGAUAUUUUCUAACGAUAUUACCCAGCUAGAAACAUUAAAGCUUACCUUAAUGCAUAAGUACAUAAUUUCUUUAGACAGUAUUUUUUAAAUGCUACUCAACCAUAAGCGUACUAAUUGUCAUUUAAUAAUGUAGCUUUUUUACCCAAUCUUAUUAUGUAAGAAAAUAUAAUGUUUUAUACAUGCAUAUAAAACGACUGAACAAGAUUAAUUGUCUUGAAAAUACAAAUUUUGUAAAUUUGUAUGUGUGGUUUGGUUUGAUUCGACUUUGUCAUGUAUAGGAAAAAAUGUUUCUAUAGAACAAUAUGUUCUUCAUAUUCUCUUGUGUUAUAUUUAUGCUUAUAUAUAUAUUUUUUUUUCAUUUAAAGGAAUGUGUAGGUAUUUGUUCCUAAAUUUUAAGUAAACCUGAGUACGCUAAUAUUAGUAAUAUUCUUACCAAAUUGUUAUUUGAGUUUUAAAAUUUAUUUCACUAAAAUUUCUAGUUUAAAAUUUUACUUUUGAAGUAUAUUUAACUCUUUAAUACUAACUUGUUUAUGAACUGUGAUGUAAUUCGUAUUAGUAAAGUAAGGAUUUGUAUUGAUUUUGUAUAUUCGUAGAGGCGUUUCGUAAUAUAAUUUAUUUAUACUUAAUCUUAAGGAAAUGUGUUUAACGCAGUGUUGCAAGUCUGUGGAACAAAUGAGCGAAAAAUCACAGUCGCUGGUAUUUGUUCGGAAAACUAAAAAAGUCUAAGAUGAGCUAACUUUGCCUUAAUGCCACAGACAAUAUUUUUAUAGUUAGAGAACCCAGUAGAUACCAUCAUUUUAUUAUCUGUGGUAGGCGGCGAUUCAAGAUUAUGUGACGUUGAUCACACCUACAUUUUGUAUUUAUUGCAGUCUUGUAUUUUAACGUUAGUCAUAAUAACACGUAUAUUGUGUUUUGAUAACAAUUUCAGUCACUUGUGGAGAAUAAACGAAUUUUUACCAAACUCAUAA
Messenger RNA from Cydia splendana, 6809 nucleotides. RefSeq names its product protein sprint (gene spri). Bases 289 to 5337 code for a protein of 1682 amino acids. Lineage: Eukaryota; Metazoa; Arthropoda; Insecta; Lepidoptera; Tortricidae. Gene Ontology annotation, molecular function: guanyl-nucleotide exchange factor activity; small GTPase binding. Gene Ontology annotation, cellular component: cytosol; endocytic vesicle. Gene Ontology annotation, biological process: signal transduction; vesicle-mediated transport. The transcript is spliced from 26 exons. The record is from RefSeq and is a predicted model, not a curated record.